AUGGCUUAUUCUCCAUUACUAUCUCUUGAUGAUUUAACUAUUCGUGAAUGGAAUGAAUUAACUUCAACUAUUAAAAAAACAAUUAAUUUAUGUCAACGUAUUGACUUGUUACAUGUAUAUCCAACUGAAUUAUGUCCAAAAAAGCGCAAUAACUGGUAUUUAGGUACUUGUAAUACAGCAGCGGACAAAUACAAAUGGCGUUGUCGAUCUUUUGGUACAACACCUGCUACUUCUUCAUCAUCAAUUGUUGAACAUACGACAAAUCCACCGAUGCAAAAUGAACAAGAACAAAAUGUCAUAACAAAUACAUCACCAUAUAAAACUGCUCCCAGCAAAUUUUAUAAUGAUAGUAAAGUUGAAGUCGCAUUAGCUCGUUUAGAUGAUGUACAAAAUUUAAUUCGAUGUGGUUCUAUCUAG
Messenger RNA from Rotaria sordida, 417 nucleotides. NCBI's taxonomy places the organism in Eukaryota, Metazoa, Rotifera, Eurotatoria, Philodinida, Philodinidae. The record is from the annotation of a GenBank genome assembly.